CUGAUCAGCUGAGCGGGAGCGUAUAUAAAGUGCUGAGCUGAGACUUUCCGCUCAGCUGUUGUGUGAGCAUCAUUGUUUACCUGAGCACGAUUAAGGACUUGAAGUUUCCGGAGAAGUUUAAAAGUUUCCUCGAAAAGCCAUCGCAAGGAUGUCUUCAUUCAGUGUGGUCGAGUUUGUGGAUGAAGUGGACUCUGAUGGGUGCAAGAAGGUGGACAUCGUUCCAUCAGAGUGGUUCCAUGGCACAGAGAGAAAAUUAUGCUGGUGGCCUCCUGCCUCAUUGGUGAAUGUGACAAAGGCUGUAAAAGAAGGAACACCACCAGCCAGCAACUGGACACUCUGCAAUGUCCGUGUCAUGGGAAAUCCAGCAACUUAUGCAAAUGCCAAGGCAAAGUUGCAUCAAUCAGAGUAUUCAUCAGAACUGAUGGACAAUGACAACGGCAUGAGAAAAAGAAAGCCAAGUGUAAAACUGAUGCAGAGUCAACUGAGCAGCCACACUGAAUCAAGUGAGCCUUCUGAUUCAGAUGAAGAACUUCCACCCACCCCUCCAGAACAACUCCUUAAGCGACCCUCUGGAAAAAACAAUAGUGUAGUCGCCAGCCCUAGAUCCGCUGCUCGCAGUGCCACUAGAGCCGUUGCUGCCAGCCCCGCUGCCUGGAGUGCAGCUAGCCCUACUUGUGAAGCCAUGUUCUCAAAAGUCCUUGCCGUUUUAGAGGAAGUGAAGAAGACUCAACUGGUUCAUAGCAAGAUGUUAAAUGCCUUGCUGAAGCAGAAAAAUGGUUCAGUUGCGGAGGUACCUGAAAGGGUUGUUUUACCGCUCAAAACCCAAGACGAUGUUGAGGCUCUUAAUGGAAGACUGGAGGACUGCAGUCUCAUGUCUGAUGUAACUACCGCCAACAUUGAUAUAACUAUCACUAUGGUGGGUGCGUCCCACACCGUGGGGGUGAACCCACAGGACACAGUUGGCUCUCUGAAAAUAAAAAUCCAGAGCAUGCUGGGAGUCGACCCCCAGAGGCAGAGGCUGGUUUUCAUAAACGGCCAGAAGACCCCUCUCAACGAUGACUCCAAACCCAUUAGCUAUUACGGCUUACAGCACGGCUCCCAGGUGUCCCUGCUGGUCACCGAGCCUCCGCCUGCUCCGACCCAGGUGUUCCUCAGAAAUGAAAAGGGACAGCUGAGCACCUACGACAUCAGGCUCGACGAGACUGUGAGCAUCUUCAAGAACAGAGUCGAGAAAAGAGAGGGGGUGCCAGCGAGCCAGCAGAGGCUCAUUCACCAAGGCCGGGUGAUGCAGGGUGGCAAACUGGAGGACUACAACAUCAGAAACCACAGCACCAUCGACCUGACUUUACGUCUGGGAUGCAUGGGUACCACCAACAUGGAUAUAACUGUCAAUAUGGUGGGUGCGUCCCACACUGUGAGGGUGAACCCACAGGACACAGUUGGCUCUCUGAAAAUAAAAAUCCAGAGCAUGCUGGGAGUCGACCCCCAGAGGCAGAGGCUGGUUUUCAUAAACGGCCAGAGGACCCCUCUCAACGACGACUCCAAACCCAUCAGCUACUACGGCUUACAGCACGGCUCCCAGGUGUCCCUGCUGGUCACCGAGCCUCCUCCGCCUGCUCUGACCCAGGUGUUCCUCAGAAAUGAAAAGGGACAGCUGAGCACCUACAACAUCAGGCUCAACGAGACUGUGAGCAACUUCAAGAACAGAGUCGAGAAAAGAGAGGGGGUGCCAGCGAGCCAGCAGAGGCUCAUUCACCAAGGCCGGGAGAUGCAGGGUGGCAAACUGGAGGACUACUAUGUCAGACACCACAGCACCAUCGACUUGACUUUACGUCUGAGAGGCUAAGGACACUUUAACAUGAUUCAUACACCAGGAAAAAAAAUGUAUAUUAUAGAAUCUUAAAGUCUGACUAAUCUUGUAUGUAUUUUUUUUUUUUUUAAUCAUUGUUACUUUUAUUUGGAAGAAAAGAAAUUCCCACUAUGUGUUCUGUUAUCUGUUCGCAAAUAUGUGUUUUCUUGUGGCAUACAAAUCAACAUUUUAGGGAUUCGGACUGACAAAUAAAUGUUACCUGCACUGAUUACAGAGAAUAAAGUUUCUAAUAGAACUUUGUCUCUU
Molecule: messenger RNA, 2116 nt
Organism: Oreochromis niloticus (Nile tilapia)
Lineage: Eukaryota; Metazoa; Chordata; Actinopteri; Cichliformes; Cichlidae
Product: polyubiquitin-B-like
Exons: 6
Coding region: 149-1846 (565 amino acids)
Biological process (GO): proteasome-mediated ubiquitin-dependent protein catabolic process
Cellular component (GO): nucleoplasm; cytosol
Molecular function (GO): polyubiquitin modification-dependent protein binding; proteasome binding; ubiquitin binding
Source: RefSeq, a predicted model, not a curated record